GAUUGGCUUCCCCUGACAGUGGGCGGAACGCGGCCCCAGAUUGGAUAUCCAUUCACCGUCCCUCACCCGGCACCUGCGUCCACUCUCUAGCGUCCCAAGUGAGUGGAGGGGGGAUCCCGACUCCAGUCCGGGGCCUUGGCCAGCGGAGCCGCGCUGUUCGGAAGCGGGAAUCCCACUAAGAGCCCGGGCCUGUAGGGGCGGGGCGUCCCGGGCACCCGGGAUUGGGGCGUCUCCCGUCGUGCACCGGGGCACCGGCGACUCACCCGGAAGGAGAAGCCGUGAUCUGGCUAUAUGGUGGGGCGCGGGCAGUGUCGCUGUGGGGAGCUGGUGCUGUUCUCAGAUGUUUCCUUCCAAUGGGCUUUUCGUGUAGGAUGUCGGAGAACCAAGAACAGGAGGAGGUGAUUACAGUGCGUGUUCAGGACCCCCGAGUGCAGAAUGAGGGCUCCUGGAACUCUUAUGUGGAUUAUAAGAUAUUCCUUCAUACCAACAGCAAAGCCUUUACUGCCAAGACUUCCUGUGUGCGGCGCCGCUACCGUGAGUUCGUGUGGCUGAGAAAGCAGCUACAGAGAAAUGCUGGUUUGGUGCCUGUUCCUGAACUUCCUGGGAAGUCAACCUUCUUCAGCACCUCAGAUGAGUUCAUUGAGAAGCGACGACAAGGUCUGCAGCACUUCCUUGAAAAGGUCCUGCAGAGUGUGGUUCUCCUGUCAGACAGCCAGUUGCACCUCUUCCUGCAAAGCCAGCUCUCGGUGCCUGAGAUAGAAGCCUGUGUCCAGGGCCGAAGUACCAUGACUGUGUCUGAUGCCAUUCUUCGAUAUGCUAUGUCAAACUGUGGCUGGGCCCAGGAAGAGAGGCAGAGCUCUUCUCACCUGGCUAAAGGAGACCACCCUAAGAGUUGCUGCUUUCUUCCAAGAUCGGGUAGGAGGAACUCUCCCUCACCGCCUCCCAGUGAAGAAAAGGACCAUUUAGAAGUGUGGGCUCCAGUUGUUGACUCUGAGGUUCCUUCCUUGGAAAGUCCCACUCUCCCACCCCUCUCACCAUUAUGCUGUGAUUUUGGAAGACCCAAAGAGGGAACCUCCACUCUUCAGUCUGUGAGGAGGGCUGUGGGAGGGGACCAUGGUGUGCCUUUGGACCCUGGUCAGUUAGAAACAGUUUUGGAAAAGUGAGCUCUGGGUUCUGCUCUGAGAUGGUCAGAGAAGAUGCGGGCCAGGAGACUUACUCAGGUGGGACUGGGCACAGGGCAGGUAUGUGGGAGGCUGGGCUGCUUAGUGUCUUCUAGUCGCCUCUGCUUGGGCUGAUCGACAGAGGUCAGUCAUAACAGCCCCUUAUGCCUCUUCCAUGGGAACAAAUACUGUGCAGAUGUUUGUAAGUUAAACAUAAGACACAGGGGCUGUUGAUUUUGAACAGAACCUCAUAUUACUCUCCUGGGAUCUGAGUUUCUGCAGGUCAUUUGUAUGUAGGACCAGGAGUAUCUCCUCAGGUGACCUGUUUUGGGGACCUGUAUGUGGCAAAUUCUAAGCUGCCAUAUUGAACAUCAUCCCAACAGGAGUGGUUAUGUUGUAUCCCCAUCUUGGCUGGCUUCAGUUUUUGCUGUAGCCCUAGAGCACUUUGUUUCUGGGAGGCUGGCCUCUUGCCUACCUCCUUGCAUGGACAGGGGGAUGAAUAUUUACUUUCCCACCUCCUUGCUUUUUCUUUCACUGAUACCACUGAAUGGAACUGGUGCUGUGACUCCUCCUGCUGGGGAUUUAUGUCCCGAGACCUUAUCCUGGCUGAGUGGAGCCUGAGACCUGCACAACAGCUCAUGGUCAUGCAUGAGAGAGAAGUGGCUGGCUACAGCCAGAGGGAACAGUAACAGCCCAGGGGCCUUUAUUUUGGGAAAGGCUGUCUGGGGCUGUUACUGUCUCUUCUGGUUAUAAAGCGGAGAUGUGGCUAUCUUUGCUACAGGGUUAGAGUGGGCUCCUUUCUUUUUGGAAUCCUUUUCUUCUCCUUUGGUAACAGCUCCCUGCCUCCAGAGCUUCCGCCGCCAGCAUCUCUGCUGUGUUGCGCAGUGCAGUGGGGUGCAAGGGCUUUGUUUCUGCCUGCCUGAAAGAGAGGGCUCUGGGGAUGGAGAUGAGGAACAACACGCUCUCCUUCAGACAAUGAGGCAUUCUGUCCUUCUGCUGCCAUUCUUCAUCUCCACUGAGAGCCAGAGCUGGUGGGAGCCGAGUGCCACAGGCAUUCUGUAUUGCUCUACUCUUAGGUUUGUGUGUGUGAUCCUUCUCCCUGUCGCCCACUCCUCCCUCCUCUGGCUAUCCUACCUUGUCUGUGGGCUCUUUUACUACCAGCCUAUGCUGUGGGACUGUCAUGGCAUUUAGUUCAGAGUGGAGGGUCUUUGGCCUGAAAUAAAAUGCAAGUAUUUAA
Molecule: messenger RNA, 2397 nt
Organism: Pongo pygmaeus (Bornean orangutan)
Lineage: Eukaryota; Metazoa; Chordata; Mammalia; Primates; Hominidae
Gene: SNX11
Product: sorting nexin 11
Exons: 7
Coding region: 354-1163 (269 amino acids)
Biological process (GO): vesicle organization; intracellular protein transport
Cellular component (GO): endosome
Molecular function (GO): phosphatidylinositol phosphate binding
Source: RefSeq, a predicted model, not a curated record